Ahaetulla prasina is the source of this 6219-nucleotide messenger RNA. RefSeq names its product zinc finger and BTB domain containing 7A (gene ZBTB7A). Lineage: Eukaryota; Metazoa; Chordata; Lepidosauria; Squamata; Colubridae. The transcript has 3 exons. Gene Ontology annotation, molecular function: protein binding; RNA polymerase II cis-regulatory region sequence-specific DNA binding; DNA-binding transcription factor activity, RNA polymerase II-specific. Gene Ontology annotation, biological process: regulation of transcription by RNA polymerase II. The coding region runs from base 49 to 1992 and encodes 647 amino acids. The record is from RefSeq and is a predicted model, not a curated record.
UUUCGUUUUUUGGGGAUAAGGACGAUGAGGCUGAGAAUUGGUGUUUGAAUGCCCCCGCCAAGGAAGCGCUCGGCGGCGGCGGCGGCUGCACCUUUAAGAGAAGGGAGGGACCCCUCUUUCGCCCGGAGAGCAACCAGGAAGGGAGUUCACGGCAUCAUACGGGGCUUUGCAUCUACUGUUACAGGCAGGGCAGGCAGGCAGGCGGGCGAGCAAGGCACAGCCAGCCAGCCAGCCAGCCAGAGCGGGAGGCCGGACGCGCCUGGCUGCUGCUGCCCGUCCACCCCCCACCCCUUCCCUUCCCCGACCCUCCGCCUCCGCCUGCAACCAACCCCCCCAAAGACCCCCGCGCGGACCAAGAAGCCCUCUAGUGCCAGCAUGGAGGGGGGUGUGGAUGGCCCCAUUGGGAUCCCCUUUCCCGACCACAGCAGCGACAUCUUGAGCAGCCUGAACGAGCAGAGGAACAACGGCCUGCUUUGCGACGUGGUGAUCCUGGUGGACGGGCAGGAGUUCCCCACCCAUCGCUCGGUCUUGGCGGCCUGCAGCCAAUACUUCAAGAAGCUCUUCACCUCAGGGCUGGUGGUCGACCAACAGAACGUGUACGAGAUUGACUUUGUGGACGCGGACGCCCUCUCUGCCUUGCUGGAAUUCGCCUACACCGCCACUUUGACCGUCAGCACUUCGAACGUCGGCGAGAUCCUCAACGCCGCCAAGCUGCUAGAGAUCGAGGCGGUGAGGGACGUCUGCACGGAUCUCCUGGACCGGAAGAUUCUGGCCAAAACGGACCAGAUGGAUACAGUAGAUCAAAUUGAUCAAAGAAACCAUCUCCGAGCAAAAGAAUACCUGGAGUUUUUCCAGAGUAAUCCCAUCAAUGGCCAACAGGGCAACUUUUCAUGGACCAACCAAGACUUGAGAGACCUUCAGAGGCUCACCUUCCGUGGCCGAGAGGAGGACGAAGAGCCGGAUUGCAACGGCAUGGACUUCUACUCGCAGGCCGCCCUCAGUGACAGACCAAAGGCAAACGACUGUGAUCUCGAUGCCAAGCACGCCAUGUGGGACGAGGACGAGGUGACGGGUCAGGGACCCUUGUUCCCCGCUUCUCAAAAUGGACAAUUCAGCGGGCGUAGCCUGCCGGUGUCCUUGGGGGAGGAUGAUGUACCAGCGGGCAUUCAGUUGGACCAGCAGGAGGUGGGAGAUUCUCCAGCGUUUGCUUCCGGCGGACCCGAGCGAGAAGAGGACCCCCGAGAAGUGGACGGCUUGGCCGCCAGCGCGCUCCUGCAGCAAAUGAUCAAUUCGGUGGGACGACAACAGCUGGCCGAUGAGGACCGCAAGGACGACGACGGAGUCAUGGAUUAUUACUUGAAUUAUUUUAGCACUUCCCAGGAGGGCGGCGAAUAUCCGUCCUGGUCUCAGAAGGUGGAGAAGAAAAUCCGCGCAAAAGCAUUCCAGAAAUGUCCCAUCUGCGAGAAAGUGAUCCAAGGAGCCGGCAAGCUCCCACGCCAUAUUCGAACCCACACCGGCGAGAAGCCGUAUGAGUGUAACAUUUGCAAAGUUCGGUUUACAAGGCAAGACAAGCUGAAGGUCCACAUGAGGAAACACACUGGGGAGAAGCCCUAUUUGUGCCAGCAAUGCGGGGCCGCCUUCGCCCACAACUACGACCUGAAAAAUCACAUGCGCGUCCACACGGGUCUCCGCCCUUACCAGUGCGAGAGCUGCUUCAAGACUUUCGUCCGAUCCGACCAUUUACAUCGGCACCUUAAAAAAGAUGGCUGCAACGGCAUCCCUUCCCGCCGGGGGCGCAAACCCCGGGUGAGAGAAGCGGCCGUCGCCCCGGUCCCGAGUUCGAAUCCCGACGACAGCCUGGCGGGGGGCGAGGAGGCCGAGGAGACGCAGGGGCCCGCCGCGCCCCAGGACGAGUUAGAACAGCACUUUGAAGAUAAUUUGAACGCCCACGCGGCGUCGGGAAGUUUGAAUGUAGCUGGGGGGAUUGUCUGAGGGGGAUUUAAAAAAAAAAAAACCACGAGGACUUUCCUAAACCAAAAAGAAAAAGAAAAAAAAAAGUGUCACAAAAUCUAGUUAUAACUUUCCUCCGGUUCCUCUUGAGAGAAAAAAUAUAUAUAUAUAUGGUUUCUUCACUAUUAUUAUUUUUUUUUUUGGACAAAAACGAAACAAAAACUAAAGUCAGAAUAGCCUUAUAGCUGUAUAAUUAAUGUAUCUCUGUUUUGUGAUCUUCCCACUCAGUUAUGAACUCUUGUUAGCUGCGGAUGAAUUUUAAAACCCGGUCCCUGCCUUGAAAAGAAGACCACCCAGCGAUCAAGGUUUUGAGCUGGGGGUCGGGGGGGGGUGUUAAGGGGAGUUAGAGAGAAUAGGUCUGCAAAACGUGAAACGAAGCUUCCAGAAUUUGUCUUAGUUUUUAAGUUUUAAAACUAUAUAUAUAUAUAUAUAUACAUACAUAUAUAUUAUAAUGGCCUUAUUUUUAGGUAUUUUAGAAGCCGCUGUUCCAAAGGGACGCAACGUAAGGGGGUCAGUAAAUUGGCUGACAUAAAAAGAUAACAAAGGAAGCUUUAGGGGGGAAAUAUAUAUAUAUAUAUAUCUCCGUUUCUUCCCAAUCAUGCCCCCCUUCCCCUCCUCCCCACCUUCUAAAAUUCUCAUUUUUUUUUUCUACAAAGCUGUUUGAAGAGUUUCCUCUUCAGUCAAAUCAAAGUUCUUAAGGCUGUCGGCAGAGAAUUUCGGGCCCGUUUUUAAAAGUUUGGUGAAGGGGCACCAAAUGCCUUUAAGCUUUCGGUGUUUCGUAGAAAAAAACGGGGUUUCAACAUUUAUUGGGCACGACUCUCAAAUGUCAGGUUUUGGGACAGGAUGUGAGCCUGUCCAGCAGGGAAAAGCCAAAUUGGUGUCCUUAAAUUUCUUACAAUCUGGGUUCCCCACGUAGUGUUAGGUGGGCCAAAGGAUUUACAAGGGCUUGCCUUUUGGAUUAUUUGUGAUCAAACAAACCACAGUUGCCCUCAACAGUUGUAACAAGCCACGAUUUCCAAGACUGAUGCUUAAGACUAUUUCCUUAAAAUCUCGUUCUUCGUGGAAAAUCCCUUCCUCCGUUGGGGUGACCAAACGAAGCCGUGCUUUAACUGGUACUGAAAGUUCCAGUACAAAGUUGAUCUUUCCCGUCUUCAAAGAGCAUCUUUUUUGGUCCACCGCCGAGAUCUGCGGAAGGGGUCUCGCGGCUUGGCUCGAUUGCAUGAGCCGGGCGUUGGGCUCUUCCGAUUAUUCCCCCCCCCCCUCUGACCCACACUCCCUCAGAGGCUGGUACAAAUAUUUCAAUCUUCUUGUACGUUGGAACGUGGUCCUUGAAUCAGUCGGCAUCCCAGAGCCUCGAGCCUCGAGACACUUCCAACUUCAGAGGUUCUACCAAAUCCUCCAGACGUCCCGAUAUCACUGGAUGGUGAUUAGUUUCGUUUAGGCAGGGCCGCCUUGCCUUCAGGCCCUGGCUUGCGAAGGAAGAGCGGUAAUAUUUGGCGGGACCUCCCCCAAAAUCUCGUGGGUUGGACACAGAGUUAGACCUCGGGGACACUUCAAUUGGGGAGAAACCUGGGCUGCCCCCCCAAAGCUGUCACACGGAUUCCGGGGUGGGGUGUGUGUGUGUCUUGAUUUUUCUAGGCCAGGGCGAAAGGUGGGCUUUUGUACCUCAAAUUCUCCCCUUUGUCUUCUCUGCCUUCAGCUUUUUCUAAACACCUUCUCUCUACCCCAUUAAAGCCCGAAAUGAGCCAAAUGGGGAAAUAUUUGCCCAGCGAUGGCUUUGUAAGAAAAAUGAGGUUUUGUUCCUGUCAUAAAUUAAACCUUAGUUAAUUCAGGGAAGAAAAAGUAGGUAAUUUUCCCCACCCUCACCCUUUCUCUCCCAAUUGUGUCCCUUCCUUUUUUUAUAUGCUCCCUCGUUCUGGGAACCUUAGAUAGCUAGAUUCGCACUUAAGGGUAUCCAUUUGGAUCGCGGUAAGGUUUGGGGUCCAAAGUUGACUUUGGGGUAAUUAAUGAAAUCUCUUCCUAUUAUCCUCUCGUGUUAGUAGAAGCAAUUGUCUAGAUAAAGUAGUAGCUGUAUCAAAAAAAAAAAAGAUUUAUUAGACACAGCUCCCUUUAAGCUAAAAAAUAUAAAUAAAUGAACUAAGGGCACCUUUUAGCCAUUUCUGAGUUUUUUAAAAUGCACAGUUUAAAAAUGAUAUAUAUAUAUAUAUAUAUAUAUAUAUAUAUAUAAAGAGAGAAGAAUUUUAGUCUUAUUUUCUUUUUCUUUUCUUUUUGUUCUUUCUUUGUUCUUUCUUUUUUGGCAAGCACUUUUUAGAUUUCCUUUUUAAUAUAAAUGUAUAUUAAAAAAAAAGAUGAACCGUUUGGCCGAAUGUAAUUAAAUAGGGGAGCAUGUGUGGUAUGGAGAGGAUUUAUAUUAAAAAAAGCAGACUUGGGUGGAAAAAGAUGGAUGUUUUAUUUAAUACAAAAAAAAAGCAAUAAAAAACACACAAAAAAAGAUUAGAAACAAAGAAGUCUUAGCACUUUGAAAUGGAACGGGUACUUUAAAAUCACUUUAUCUUAAUUUAAAAGAAAAAAUAUAUAUCUAUAUAUCUAUAAAAAAGAAAGAAACAAAUAUGUUUACAUGUUGAAACCAUCUUCUACGGAGAGAAAUUUAUUGUUGUUUAUUGUUUUUAUUAAAAUAAUUCCUAAAAUUGAAUUUAUUUUUAUAAGAGAAAAACAAAUAUGUAUAUAUAUAUAUAUAUCUAUAUAUUUGCAAAGACAGAGAGAGAGAGAGAGAGAGAGAGAGAAAGAAAGACAGAAAGAAAAAGACUCAAAUGGUAUUUUUCCAUUUUGGUUUGUUGGCUUGAUAGGGAAACAGAAGCAAAAAGAGAGGAUUGGAUUUAAUUAGAUUCUGUGACACGCCACAAAAUUUAGGCAGAUAUAUAAAAAGCAAACCUCGAAUGUGGUUUGCACUUCAGAAAACAAUAUAUAUAUAUAUAUAAAAAUGGAAGCUUGAAUUUUUAAGCAGGAAUCAUGGGGGGGGGGAGUUUGUGUAUGUUUAUUUUAUUUUAUUUUUCCCUUCUUUCUUUCUUUUGUCGUUCUGGUUUUGUAUACAUGUCUCAUUGCCGGUGCUGGGCUUGUGCGUUCCGCAACUGCGACGUGGGUCUUGGGAGUGUCUCGGCGUUUGGGCUGACCAAGAGAUGUCAAUCUGGCCGCUGCAGAGUGAAGUAAGGCCAGGAUUAAGAGUCCAGGCCUUGUAAACUGUCGGGAGGGGUUUCCCAUAAAUCCGCCUCGCCAUAAUCUUCCUCGUUCCGCUGCGUCACUAAAAUGAUGACCUGCCGGUUUUCCUUUCCAGCUUGUAAAAGGCGGGAAAUAUUGGCAACCCGAGAAUUGAGGGUCUCUCUCUUUCUUCAUCAAGUAUGUAAGUCUAAAGGUAUUUCUCAACCUAAGGGCCAGAGGAGAAAAACCUCCUGAAAAACCAUCCCAAAAUAUCCCCUCCAAAUUGACGUAUUUUUCGCCGGGACGGCCAAUUCACCCUGAAAAUUCAGGCCGAGCACAAAUCCGAAAGCGCGCUUCAGCGGCCAGCUGAACAUCUUCUGACCUGCCCUAUUGACCCACCUAGGCCCAGGGGUCGCCCGACGUGGUCCCUUUAACACUUGUGGACUUCGACUCCCAGAAUUCCUUAGCAGGGGAAUUCUGGGAGCUGAAGUCCACAAGUCUUAAAAGUGGUCAAGUCUGGAGACAUGCCUGACCUAGAUUUAAAAAAAAAUAAAAAUGAAGGGGUGAACGGGAAGGGGGGAUCCGUUUUUAAAUUUUUGGACACGUCAAGUUCCCGGGGUCCAUUUUGUCCUCUCUGUUUUGUUGUUGUUGUUUUUUCCUCCUGCACCAUUGUAGUCCGUUUUGAGGGGAGGGGUAACCGACGGUCCCGGGGGGACUUGGACAGACGUGUUCCCUUCUCCCUCCACCCCGUCCUCCACCUUCUCUUCCACAGAGAUCUUUGGCUUCGCACUGAUUUUCAAUGAUUGCAUAUGCAAAAAUUAGCGUGGACUUUGUAAAUAGGUAGAUACAUGAGAUUCCUUAUAGUAACCAAAAGUUGUGGUUUUUUCCCUCCCAGGUUGUUUUUACACCCCUGUCUCCAUGACUGUUUUCCUAGUUGUGUGUCCUUCUUUCUCUCUCUCUCUCUCUCUCUCUCUCUGUUUGCCCCUUCCAAAGCCCCCUCACAAUUGAUGAAAA